UUUGUCAGAAAUGAGUCCUGUAUCAAGCAGGCCAGACACACCGUCACAUGGACCCUACAAGAUCCACCAAUCCAGCUCCUACUGCAGUGGAGAAGAUAUGGCCAGUGAUGUAUUCAUUGACUUUCCCGACCAACUCUCUCACCUGGAAGGGAUGCUUAGGCGACUGAGUGGUGACCUGCUGAAGGAGAAGAGAGACAAGGUGACUCUUCUGGCAGAGGUGUUGAAGCUUCGCAUUAGCAACCAACAUCUGAGAGAAGAGUCCCUCUGUGCAGUUGCACAACUACACAAAAUCAGCAACAUUUUAAACACGACACCUGGAGGGAUGGAGUAA
Molecule: messenger RNA, 331 nt
Organism: Sinocyclocheilus grahami
Lineage: Eukaryota; Metazoa; Chordata; Actinopteri; Cypriniformes; Cyprinidae
Product: signal-induced proliferation-associated 1-like protein 1
Exons: 3
Coding region: 11-331 (106 amino acids)
Source: RefSeq, a predicted model, not a curated record